Molecule: messenger RNA, 288 nt
Organism: Knipowitschia caucasica
Lineage: Eukaryota; Metazoa; Chordata; Actinopteri; Gobiiformes; Gobiidae
Source: the annotation of a GenBank genome assembly
AUGGAGAUAGAUGCCUGGUUCCGAUAUUACUUCCAGCACCCGUGGUCGCGCCUCAUCGUGGCGUAUCUCGUCACGUUCUUCAACUUCCUGCUCUUCGCGGAGGACCCCAUCUCCCACAGCCAGACCGAGGCCCACAUGGUCGUCGUGGGCAACUGCUUCUCUUUCCUCUUCAACAAGUAUCCGGGCUCGGGCUGGAACGUGCUCAAAGUGGUCUGCUGGAUCGCCGCCGUCAUCGCCGGACUGCUCGCCGGGAAGUUCAUAUUCCACCGUCAGCUCUUCGGUGAGUGA